This is a messenger RNA of Dentiscutata heterogama, 177 nucleotides long. The record is from the annotation of a GenBank genome assembly. NCBI's taxonomy places the organism in Eukaryota, Fungi, Glomeromycota, Glomeromycetes, Diversisporales, Gigasporaceae.
AUGAGUGAAAAAUAUAAAAAGCAAAGAAAUAGGUACAAACAAUUAAGAACUAACAAAACAAAAAUGCUUACCACCACUGCUAUACAAAUACACAUUAACAUAAAUACUAUUAAUGCUCUCUCUGUUCAACCAAUGCCCUGUUCUUACUAUAAUAGUCAAGAUCUUGCUACAAAAUAA